Molecule: messenger RNA, 3419 nt
Organism: Styela clava
Lineage: Eukaryota; Metazoa; Chordata; Ascidiacea; Stolidobranchia; Styelidae
Product: twinkle mtDNA helicase-like
Biological process (GO): mitochondrial DNA replication
Cellular component (GO): mitochondrion
Molecular function (GO): single-stranded DNA binding; 5'-3' DNA helicase activity; ATP binding
Source: RefSeq, a predicted model, not a curated record
CUUAACCAUAUGGCGAACCACGGCCUUAUGUCCUGUUUAUGUGAUAUAUUGGUACUCCUGAAGUAUGCACACCGAGAUGUCGCAUAACCUAAACCCUAACCUGGUACACAACCUGAAUCCAGGUUGUGCGCCAUCUUGGUGCGCAUACUUCAGGAGGUCCGAUUAUAUUAAUAUCACUGUUGGAUAUUGUGACACAAUUCAAUAAUUCUAUUAUACUGUGUGAUUUAACUGCUGUUGAUGGACGGGUGCAUAGCCUACUUGUACGUUUUUAAUUUUAUCUCAAGUAAUGCCCGACUUCGAGGUAACUGCAGGUUUUGUCUGUCUGUUGUCAUACUGUUUUAUGCCAGAGCAGCCAAAAUAAAAUUUAUUGAUGAAUAACUUAAUUUUAGUGAUAGCAAUAGUGAUUCUAUUGACUGAUAAAAUAAUAUUUUUGGGAUAUUAUAUAAUUAUUCCAGCUGCUGGUGUGCCUAUAUACCUCAUCUUCUUCAGGCUUGUGUGGAAAAAUGAUUUAUCAGAAAGUUUCAGGCAGUGCUUGGAUAUUGUCAUCAAUGACUAAUCUUCAAACAAUUUCUGGGAUUUGUAUGAGAUCUAUUUGCAGUACACACAGUCUAAAUGCAUCUACAAAUAAAUCGCUAAAUUAUUUUCAAGCAUAUCGAUCAAACAUAAACAAUAGUGCAAAUACAACCAGUGCACCUUUGGCUCAAGAGAUACGAUCUUUUUUACAAACUAAGAAUCUCAAUGCACAAUCGGGACCAACAUGCUUCAAAUGUGAAAAUGUUUUUCCAAAGCCGAAAGUUAUCGGCAGACCAAGAAAAAGUGCAACAUCGAAUCAGACUCUAUUCAUAAAUAAAACAACUGGAGAUUUUUUCUGUGUUGAUUCAGGUCAUAGUGGUUCAUGGAAUGACUUCCGUGACUAUAUGAAGAAUCCGCUGCUUACUAGGUCUAGUUUAGACUUUGACACCAAGUCUAGUGAAGAAAUAAGUGAUUCAGAAGGACUAAAGAAAAUAUGGGAAGAUUCGGUUUCUCUGUCUGAAUGUGCUGAUUUAACAUGUGAAGAAACUUUAUGUAAAUUUGGAUUAGAUGUCAUAACAUUGAGUGAUUUAGAGUCUUAUGAUAUAAGAUUUAACAAAAAUUUGGAUACUGUUAUUGUUCCGUGGUUCUCAAACUUGAUUUCGACACGAAAUUCAAAGCAAGAAUCAAGAGGGACACCUAUUGGUUUAAAAACAUUUUCUUUGUCCAACGGAAGCGAACCAUGUGAAGUAUCUCGUCUUCCAAGAAAAGGAUACUAUAACAUGCUCGGUAUAGAACAAGUUCCAGUAAAUUCGAAAAAAAUUGUGCUGACAAUGAACGAGUUUGAUGCAAUUGCAGUAAACUUUGCAAGCACACAAUAUAAAGCCAUUUCAUUACCAUCGGGCAACACUUACCUGCCUUUGCAAGUUUUGCCAUAUUUGGAGCAAUUUUCAGAAAUCAUCAUUUGGUUCAAUAACAACCAAGUUUCUUGGGAAGCUGGACGACAAUUUUCAAAGAAAUUGGGUGAAAAUAGGUGCCGUAUAGUGAGACCCACCGCUGGUACGCCAAAUCCUCUUCAGGCUUUGUCGAAAAAUUUGGAUUUAGAUGGAAUUAUAUCUUCAGCAGUGUCAGCUGAAAUAAAGAAUAUAGUAUCAUUCAUCGACCUUCGUGGUUUUGUGAAAGAUGAGCUGAUGAACUGUGACACUGUAUGUGGUGUACCAUGGACCCGAUUUACAAAGUUAACAGAAAAGUUGAAAGGUCAUAGAAGAGGUGAAUUGACCGUGAUUACUGGGCCUACAGGAAGUGGGAAAACCACAUUUAUGAGUGAAUAUUCUUUGGAUCUUGCUAUGCAAGGAGUUUCAACUUUAUGGGGGAGUUUUGAAGUACAGAAUGUGAGACUUUUGAAAACUAUGAUGAAACAAUUCGCAAGAAGGAAACUGGAAAAUGAAAUGUCUGAUUUUGAGCAUAUCAGUGAUAAAUUUCAAUCUGUACCAAUUCAUCUGAUGACAUAUAACGGUCCUCAAAGUAUGAAAGAUGUCAUCCAUACAAUGCGCCAGGCAGCUUAUGUUCAUGACAUUCAACAUAUAGUUAUUGACAAUCUUCAAUUUAUGAUGGGAGCGAUGCAGAAAAAUAAUGAUAGAUUUAUGGUACAAGACAUGCUCAUCAGUGAAUUCCGUAACUUUGCUACUACUGAACAUAUUCAUGUAACUUUAGUCAUUCAUCCUCGCAAGGAAGAUCCCAGCAUUCCUUUGCAAAUUUCAUCAAUAUUUGGAACAGCAAAGGCUACACAAGAGGCUGACAAUGUUCUGAUUCUUCAACAAGUAAGAUCUGUCAAAGAUGGAAAUGCUUACAAGAAAAGCUACAUAGAGCUGGUAAAGAACAGAUAUGAUGGGGAAUUGGGAACUGUCGCAUUGUAUUUUGACAAAAGCAAUUUGUGCAUGUCUAAACCUAUAACAGAUAAUAAAUGUGGAAUAGGUUUAAAACUCGAAUUGGAUGAAAAUGAAGUUCAGUUGAAUGGUGGUGGAAUCUAUUCUCAAAGUGAAAAACCUAUAUCCGAUGAGGUAUUGGAUACUCCUGAAUGGAUAACAAAUUUGGAACAGGGAAAGUGAAUUGACAACUUUGCAUAAGUGAAUGCUGUAAGCAGCACCUAUAGAUAACCCAUGCAAAAAGUUGUUCUCCUUCCAAUUUUUUAAUUGUGGGAAGAAUCAGAAAAAAAAGAGGUGCCAUCAUGCAAAGAGAUAAAUUUGCUCUAUAUGAAGCUCCUACAUUAGUUAGUAAUGCAGAUUCCAAUGAAGAACAUUGGAAGGGAGAAGAGAUUGAUGAUUCUGGGAGUCCUGAUGCUAUACUGAAUCAGAGAUUGCAUUAGGCACGGCCAUAGGUCAUUUAGUACAGUCUCUGAGCAAGUUUACCUUGAAUACCGUGGUCAGCUUUUGUCUGCAUCACAAUGAAAAAAAUAGGAAAACCGGAAACUGAGAGAUCAGGCAGUGCUGAUUGGCGAACUGGGAUGAAAUGAGUUACUUAGAUUAGACAUUAGGCUCUAUCUUCACACCCGCUUAAUGAAACUGGGUGAAAUGUUACUAUUGUAUACUUUUGUAUGUUUUAUUGCUAAUGCGUUAUCAAAAAGUAUCUGAAAUUCCAAACCUAAGUUCUGCGCCUGAACGAUCCUUCUGACGAAUAUGGUCCUUAGAAUCGGGCGGCUGUGUUUCGAUUUUCGAAUGUGUGGACUAGCACAUAUUCUUUAUCCUAUAUCUUACCAUAGUCGUACACACCAGAACAAACUGCCAUUACGAUUAUCUUCAUGUUUUGCUGGCAUGUAAUCUGCCAUUUCAUAUUUUUUUACUGCCUUUUCUUGUUUCUCAAUCAUAUCUUGCCAUCGAUCAUGACAUGAAUAAAUCAAGAUACUUUCUUCA